Messenger RNA from Fraxinus pennsylvanica, 441 nucleotides. The record is from the annotation of a GenBank genome assembly. NCBI's taxonomy places the organism in Eukaryota, Viridiplantae, Streptophyta, Magnoliopsida, Lamiales, Oleaceae.
AUGGAAACUCAGAUCCUUAAUCCUUGCUGUGAUUUUGAAUUUCCACUGAUGAAGUGCUCGCAAUCUCGCCGAUUUCUCGUAGCCAAUGGCAUUAAUCAAUUUCAAAAUUCCGAUAUAGAGAUGACUCCGGUUCAAAAUUCAAGCUACACCAGCCUGAAAGACAUACUUUCGGCAUCGCCGACUUCGAUCGGAUCUCCUGUGACAAUUCGGAUGGACAGCUGGAAGGAGAUUCCGAUCAAGGAUCCUUUAGUGCAGCAUGCGGCGUGGGCGUACCUGCAGCCUAUGGUGGAGCUUGAAGACGAUGACGGGAGAUUUUUCGUGAGGAAAAUGAUGGACAAGUGUCGUGGAUUGGUUGGGUGCUUUAACGACGUCGUUUGGUGGUGGUUAAGAGCUUAUUUUCCGAGCAGCAGCAGACCCAGGGUACAAGACAAAUCAGGGUAA